UAAAAUGAAUAAUAAUCCAAUAAACGACCAAUCACAACCCUUAACUAUAGAUAUCCUCACUAAUGAACAACAACAAAUGCUUCUAGAACGUCAGCACGCGUUGUGUGUAGCUGCCGUACAAAACGUUAAUUUUGCUAAUGUAAAUUUAGAAGCUUCUGCUUUUCAAAGAAGCAGCAGCGUAAUAGUUGUUCCACCUAGUCAAGAAAAAGGGACUAAAAGAAAAAGGAAAGAUGAUAAUGGGCAACAAGAAUUACAGCAAAAAAUGCCUAAAAUGAUAACACCAGUAAAGAGUCCAAAAGAGGUGUUGGGUGUAAAUCGUUUUAUUAGUCCCUUCUCGGAAGAGGCUAAAAUACCGUUACCGCAUGAAUUGAAUGAAUUGAGCACACACGGAACUACCGUUUGGAAGCGUAAUGAACGUGAAAGGAUUAGAGUUAGACAAGUUAAUGAUGGAUAUACGAGGUUGAAGAACAUUUUGCCUCUGACUGAAAAUGAUCGCCGACUUAGCAAAGUUGAUACUCUUCGCCUAGCUAUUGCAUAUAUUCACCAUUUGGAAAACUUAAUUAAUGAAGGGGUUAAUCAUCUAAUCGAGUGCCAAUGUUUUAAUUAUGUGAUGGGAGAAUGCAGCAGUGCUGAAAAUACACCGCCACCAAAUUAA
This is a messenger RNA of Meloidogyne enterolobii, 655 nucleotides long. The record is from the annotation of a GenBank genome assembly. NCBI's taxonomy places the organism in Eukaryota, Metazoa, Nematoda, Chromadorea, Rhabditida, Meloidogynidae.